Molecule: messenger RNA, 936 nt
Organism: Moneuplotes crassus
Lineage: Eukaryota; Ciliophora; Spirotrichea; Euplotida; Euplotidae
Source: the annotation of a GenBank genome assembly
AAUAAAUGCAUCAAAACUGUUUCUCAACUAGUCCCGGCAGCAGGGCUGCUGGGAUUAGUACUGACGCUUUAUCCCAGAUUAACACCAGUGGAAAGGGAGGGUGGUUUAUGAGAGUGUCAAAGCGUCAAUAUCCUUCUCUAAGACAUGGAGAGAAUUUUGAUUCCCCAAUAAGGACACCCGCUACUCUACAGCAUCCACAACCAUCAGAGAUGGCUGCUGAGAUGGAUAAGUACAGCUCUCUAGGUAAGCUGAAGAGUUCUUUGGUAAAACAACUCAAAAAGAAAAUCCAGUAUGAUUGAAAAUAAGAAGAAAAGGAUUAAACCUUUGCUUUUGAUGACCAAGCCAGAUCCCGUUGCUAAAUCGAAAAUGUUCAAUUUUCGCUCAAGCAGCGUUGAGAGGAAGGCAGUUUUGAACAAAUUUAAAGAGAUCAGUGAGAUUGGGUUUCAAACCUCCAGACCAAAGCCGUUUCAGACCAGCAUUAGGAAGAAAGCGCCUACAAAUUAUACAAUAAGCAUGUCUCCAACCACGGCUGAUAAGAGAAACUCUAGUUUUAUAACCAAGCGUUUAUCUCUCCAGAAGCCACCUUCGAACUAUCUAGAUUCUCAGAGGCCUAAGAUGACGCCCCGCUUAUUCUUCCGUGACUUGCACAAGAACAAGAAGAUAGAGGAGCUCUUUUAUAAAUUUCAGGAGAAGGACAAGAAAUCCAAAGUUUGUUCGUACAUUUUAUUCAAUGGGAAUAUGAAGCCCUUGACUGACCACGAGCAUCGUUACAAAGACUGUAUUGUGAACCGGCCAAGGGAUUACAAGGACAAUCCUGUGAAUUACAUGGGCGACAACAUCAACACUAGCAUCAGGUCUUUUCUUAAGAACCAUCGUAAUGAUGCUGAUAAAGGAAUUUUUGACGACUUGAGACCAACUGAGAAUUACCAGAAGUAA